AUGCCUCGAACACGAUCUGCUGCCCCAUCAGAGACGGCUGAGCCUGUGAAGGGACAGAAGGGAGUAUUGACCUCCGUGGAGACUCCCAGCAAAACUUUCAUCUUGCCCAAAUCCACCAGCAGCGACGCGCGCUUGCUCUCCCUUCCGAACCCGCAGACCGGCGACCUGUCACGCUACUACUUCUGCCCUGAACGCGGAAUAUUCGAAUUCAUAGUCGUCUCGACACCUUCUCAUGCGCCGCGCAGUAUCCUGUUCACCUAUGCGCGCCAAUUGAGCCGGGAGAAUGGAGCAAACGCUUCCAAUGCCAUGAUAGCGAAAAAGGCCGAUCUACUAGUCGCGACGCCUAUUGACCCCAUAUUCUUCUUGAUCCCCCUUCUUGUGCCCUCUUCAAAGUCAGGGCAAUCCCUCUUCCAACCCUUGGACGAUAUAAUUGAUUCCAACGAUGACCUCUCCCCUCACCUGCGCCAUGUUCUUUACGACGACAAAUUCCGCAGCACGCUUCUAUCGCGCGCCGGAUCGAUCUGCGACACCGUAGAAGCAGGCGACGAAGUCAUGCUGCGGUUUAGCGAGACGCAGCUCCUCAAAGAAAUAGUCGGAAAGGCAGAGCGAAUGGCCACUGCUGGGCUUCCAGCUAGCUUGGAGGAGCGCUUCAUCCGCCAGGCGCUUGCCGCGCCAUUAAUGGCAGUUAAACGCGAGGAUGUAUUGACUAAUCAGGCGCCCAGCAUCGAGGAUGCAGUCUCCGUCGCAGAAGACAAGCCAGAAUCGCCAUCCACCGUCGCUACGGCGGCGACGCCGUCUGUUUCAACGCCAGUCGGGGAGUCGACGCCCGUGCCGCAGUUGCCAGGCGACGAGUCAGCUGCGGGAGAGAACGUUGCACGUCUGCUACGUAUAUCUACUGCGCUGGCGUACAUGAAGGAGACAUACCUAUCUCCAGCACUGGCUAGUCGAUUGGAUGUGCUUCUCGCCGCCCCUGAAAGCCCAGUGGACUUCAAGCCGUUGAUAGAUCGGUUGAAAGAGCUCGCUGAUAUGCGCGCUGAGGCUCUUGCAUCUCGUAAGAUGUCUGACUUCACCCGGAAGCGAGGCUUGGACGAUGAAGAGGUUGAAGCUCGUGCCGAGAAGAAACGCAAGAAGGAAGAAGAAGAGAAGAAGGCCAAAGCUUCAGAGUCCCGUAGCGUGAAGAACUUGAAGAAGGUUAACACUACCGGUAUGAAGAAGAUGAGUGAUUUUUUCAAGAAAAAGUCUUGA
Molecule: messenger RNA, 1245 nt
Organism: Penicillium chermesinum
Lineage: Eukaryota; Fungi; Ascomycota; Eurotiomycetes; Eurotiales; Aspergillaceae
Exons: 1
Coding region: 1-1245 (414 amino acids)
Biological process (GO): ribonucleotide metabolic process; RNA catabolic process
Cellular component (GO): ribonuclease H2 complex; nucleoplasm
Source: RefSeq, a predicted model, not a curated record